GCCUCUCCUCUUCUCCUGUUACUCUCAGGGAGCUCUUCACCUGGCACGUUCCCCUGAGGCCUGAGAAACUCAGCCCAAGUCCCUCUUUUCUCACUAGGGGAGACGAAGUGGCUUGUCUGAGGGCAGCAGACCUUCCUGGUAGAUGGGGAACCAAAGCCCAGGACCCCACUCCCCCUCCCAACUGCCUUGGACCCUGGCCUCUCCCCCACUGACAGCACAAUCACCCCCUCCCCUUCCCCCGUGCCAUCCAGGGCUCCACCAGGGGAGCCCGAGAUCCCUCGGCCCUGGAGUGCCAGCGUGUCAAGGCCUAGAGAGCUGGCCCUGACCCUCCUCCUGCCCCACUUUGCUGCUCCAGCUGUGGUGCCUCCUAAACCAAGAUUGGCACUGGGAGCAUGGGCUGGUGUCUGCUGUGGAUGGGUCAGAGACCCCUAGGGCUGGGCCUCAGCAGGCCAGGGAUGCCCCAUCUCCAUCUCACAGAUUCCCAAAGUAGCUUUAAACAUAUGUGGGAUUUGACCAGGGCUUCUCAGAAUGACGUCUGUUCCAGUGGAGAAUUCAGCAACUUUCUCCUGGGAUGGGGGAGGAGAGGGCACCUAGCAAGGAGGGAGAUUUACAAGUCCCUCUUAACCUGGGGAAGGGGUAGAUGGUGGAAAAGUGUUUCUGCUGCCUGCUCUGGUCUUAGACAAGUCACUUGCCCUUUCUGGUCCUCAGUUUCCUCCUCUGCAAAGAGGGGAGAAAAAAUGUGACCUCAGUGCCCGUUGCUGAGGAGGUUAUUGAGAAUAAGUCUUCUCCUGGCACCUGACUGGUGAGUUCCUUCUCUCACACUCCCCGUCCUUCUGCCUGUUGUGCAGGCCUUUGGUGUGACUAUUACUGUAGUGGGACGAGUUUUGUGGGCUCAUCCUGUCUAUACCUGCAGAGGAGAGAAGAGCCCAUCACCCUCACAGAGUCCCCCACCCUAGGGCCCAGCUAGCUGCCCUGGGUCCUUCUGGACCCAGAAUACAUCCCCAUCUAGUUAUUAAGUCUCAGUUUCUUCAUCUGUAAGUUGUAAAUAACAAUAGUACCCAUCUGAGAUGUUGUUUGUGGGGGUGAAAUGGAAGUGUGUUUCGGGCAUAAAGAAUUCAAUAAAUGGUAACUCCUGCUUUUGUCACUUCCUGUGUCUUACACGGUGUUUUUGCUUUUUUUUUUUCCUCCAUUCCUGAGAGGUGACGGAGCAGGGAUUCUUAUCAUCAGAGGCAUUUGAGAGAUAAAGGAGGGAAGUGGAUUUACUAGCCCCAAGGCAGGUGUUCUGAGGCCGCUGUCCAAAUUCCCAGGCCAGGGUACCUCCUGGACUCUGGCCAUGGGAGGAGCUAGGGCCAGGACCCACCCCAGGUUGGCAGCCCCUGAAGACUGCAGUAGCCACAGAGGGAAGCCCUGUGGGGUGUGUCCAGGGCGGGGUAUUGGGACGGCCUGGCCUGGGCUGGUGUCCCUGCCCUAAAAGUCUAUGAUUGAGCUUUGGGGCCAAACUGAAGCCAGUGUAGUUAAGGUUGGACUUGAUACCUGCUGUUGGCUGUGACCUACUCUUCACCACCAACCCCUCGCCCCCCCACCCCAGUCUUUCUUUGUAAUUAGUAUGGCUGUUGUUUUAUUUGUGAGAAACUGAAGCCCAGAGAAUGGAGGCAGCUUGCCUGAGGACACACAGCAAAGCCAACACCCCAGGCAUCUUUGCACUGAAUCCCUUGUCUCCUGUCUCUCAGUAUGACUGCUCUCCCUCUCCCUCCCGGACACUUGACUUUCCCUCCAUCUCUUCCAGAACCAUGAAUAUUUCAUUUUAGUCCCUGGCCAGGAAUUUUCCUUUCUUCCAGCUUCCAGCUGCCUGGACAGGUGGCUCACCUGACCACUUAGUAUCUUUCUUUCUGAAGGUACUAGGGGCUGGUGGCGCAGGCGGUUGAGCGCCACGCUGUGAAGCUGUCUGCAGCCUCUGCAGCACUGGUUGGAUCCCGGGGUCCCACAUGGCGCGGCAGACCUCUCUUGUCUCACCUGCUGCUCCCCUAAGCAAUGUAUUAUGUCAGUCUGCCUGUUGUGUUCCCCGCUCUGUCUCUGGUGAAUCCCCUCACCCUCCCGUGCAUCUGGCCUGUACCCCGGUUCUUGUAUAAAUAAAUAAAUCUUAAAAAAAAAAUAAAGGUACUAGGGUCCCUGUGACCCUUGGGCUCUGUUGUGGAGUGUGCCAGGCUGCCAGAGAAUUCUUUGAGGAGAGAUAAAGAAGUAUUAGGGGCAGCUAGUUCUUGGGGGUCAGCAGGGACAGGAGCUAUUCACACUUAUUUUUAAUAUUUAUAAUAAAAGAUAUAUAGUCCAGGCAUGGAGACAUUGUGUUGGGGAGUCUGGUGAGCAAGUCAGUCUCUGUUCCUCUCGUGCUGGACCCUCUGGUGGGAAAGACAGACUGCAAGGCCAGGGGGCAGAUAAGCAGUAUGAUAGGAGUAGUGGUGCUACUGUGGAGAAAGAUAAAGCGGUGUGAAGAAAUGAUGGGGCCGCUUCCCUAGAUAAGGCGGUGUCUUCCUUUGGGUUCUUAAGUAGACAGUGAGACAAGGAUCUGAGUGCACGUCAUUCAUUUGGGAAGAGAUCCCAGGAAAUAUCACUAGAAGUGAGAAAAAAGAAGAGAGUCCCCAAAGUAGACAAAAUAAAGCAAAUUAUCACGUGAGAGACUGGGGUGCCAGCCCGUGGGAGACCCCAGGAGAAGCGUGCUACUCAGAGUUAUUCCCUCUGCCGGGCAGUGCGCGUUAGCAGCAGGUUCAUGGGAUGGGAGUUCGUGAAGCCUCCCUAGUCUGCAGGGGCAGGAAGCUGCGGUGAGGUGGUGUCUAGAAACGGUAGCCCGAGGGGAAAGGUGGGGCACAGGUAGUGUUCCCCCAGGGAGUCGGGGGAGCCUUUCAGAGGAGGUGAGAUAAACACUUGUGGAUCUGAGGAGGGGAAUGGGGAACAGUGUUCCAGCCCGAGGGGACAGCAAGGGCAGGGGACAUUUAACUGGAGGCUGGCCUGUGCUUCUCAUGGGUCUGGCCACCGAGGAAGGGGUGUGUGAGGAAGGCGUGUGUGGCUAGAAGGGGUGAGGUGAGCCAGACACUCCUUUCCGGCAGCCUGCAGGGCAGAAUGCUUGCCCCUUCUGGGGGAUCCUGAGCCUGGCCCCUGUGGGUUCAAGGGCAGCACUGUCAAGUGUGACCAGAAUCCUCUGCUUUAUCUCUGCAAUGGGAAUGUGGCUAUAUCCUUGACUUUUCUUAUUUUUAGUCUUUGAUUCUUAUAAAAAUACUGCAAAGGACUGUUGACACAUUCAGGUUUUUUGCCCUUGAUGUUUGGCAGUAUCUCACACUUCAGUGGCACUUGGUAUGUACCAGGCAUGGUUCUGGACCUCACCUCCCUCAUGUGGGAGCGCUUCAUUCUCACAACCACCCUGUGGGUGGCUGCAGCACCGAUGUUCCAAAUAGCACCCAGGCCAGGGCAGCAGAGAGGGCCUGGGGUGCCCUGUCCAGUUCUGACUCCUGGACAAGGGGCCUUAACGAGGAAAGCACAUGUUCAGAGCUGCAAGUUAGCUGAGCACAUGGUCUCUCCCCAGCUAACUCUGACAGUGGGUUGUCUGAAAAUUGCAAAGUUAAAAUAGCGCAGUCAUUAGCUACCAGGGGGCCAAAAAUAACCAAAAACAGAACUGGGCAGUGGACUCAGGCCUGUAUUUGCCUGGCGCCUCUGGGAGCUCCUCCUGGGAAGAGCUGUGAUCUCCAGCCUGUCUGAGGUGGCUGGGUGGUGAGCAGGGCAGGUGUGGGGUGAACCCUAGUGUCUGGCUUUACUGGGUGCUCCUAGGUGCUGCUCUCUGCAGGGAGGGCGAGGCAUGCCAGCCUCCUCACACCUCAGGGAGGACAUGAGUCAUGCUCAGAAGUACAGGCACCAAGGCAGGGUUCCCCAGAGAGGGAGGAGGAUCCUGGCUGGGCCUGGGAGGCCAGGGUGAUGGGGCUGGAGGGAGAAGAGAAAGUAGGGCGAGUCAGGACAGCAACAUUGGGCAAUUCCUGGGGGAGGCAGACACAAACGGAAGUCCUUCAAGGGGAAGACACAUGCUAGGCAGCUGCUUGGCUGUGGGUGAUGUGGCUGCCAGAGGAAGAGACUGCAAUCCUCACUCAGACACAAGCAACCCACUGACAGCAGAUGAGGCCCUGGAGUAACGUUUACUGAGCCCCUUCCAAGGGCAGGGCCCCCUGCUAAGCGUGUUCCAUAUUAUUACCUCAUCUCAUGUUAUUAUUUCAUCCAAAAUAGCCCUGUGAGCCAAGGAACGGUCGUUUCCCCCAUUUUAUAGAUGAGAAAACAGGCACAGGGAAGGUAAUUGUCCCGUUCAAGAGCAUUCAGUAUCAGAACUGCACUUCUAGAAUGAAGACCCUUGCUCUUAACCACUAGGCUUGCGCCUCCAAGAGGACUUCCUGGAGGAGGCCGGAGGGGAGUCACAAGAAGGGCAGGGUGUUUUGGGUGGAGGGAACUCCUUGAGCAAAGGCACAGCCCUGGAAAGUACAAAUCACAUCAUGAAGGAGCUCUGCAUGGCCGGAGCUGCUGUUGUGUGUGCGUGUGCACACGUGUGUGCAGGAAUGUUGUGUGGAGGAGAGUGGGGCACCUAGAAUUCCCCGGCAGUCAUUGUGGGAACUGUCUGUAGUGGAUUGGGCCAUGGGGUGGGUGAUCCUCGGAAUCGCUGUGACUCUUGCACGAGUCCUUGCCCUCUCUGGGCCGCGAUUUCGUCUGUCUUGUGAUGGGGUUUGGGCAGAGGGUCUCUGGGGCUAGCGGGUGACCAGUCGACCAGGGCUCUUUUCUGGGCGGCAUUAGAGGGAGGGUCAGGCCAGCAAGGAGGAAUGCAGAAAAAUGCUAAAUAUUUCAGAGGUCAAGGAGGACCGGGAAAUAUUUUGACAGCAAAGAGGUUGUCCGCGACCUUGGCAAGCUUUGGCCCUUUGGAAUGGAGGGAGCGGAAGUGACUUUGGACAGGAGCCAGGAAAGGGCCAAGUCAGAGGAAAUGGGAGAGUGGGGACAUGAAAAUGGGGGGGAGGAAGGAUGUUUGCUGUAGAGCCGGGACAGAUAAUGAGCUGAACUCAACUAUCCCUGAUCUAUUGGUAUUGCCUGCCUGGAGCCUUGUGUUGAGAAACAGUCCUGUGUAAAUCAGAGGGAAAUGGAGCUGCGCUUGAUUAGCAAUGUCUGCCAAGGACACAGUUGACAGACAUGGCAGCUUGCAGUUUGCCAUCUAUGCUGAGACGGAUCUUGGGUAGAAAAUGGUAGUCGGGGUGUGUUGACCUACAGAGGGACACCUCAGGAAUUAGGAAUUGUGGGGGGAAAUGCCUACGACUCCAGGAUCUUUUCUCUGACCUUUUGCUAAAAAUAAGGUAUUUGUUUAUAGGAAGGUAAUAUGGCCUAAUCAUCAGGAAUGUGGGCAUUUUUGAGUCAGAAUUACUUGUCCAUAGAGCCUCAGUUUCCUCAUCUGUGAAAUGGGGAAGAAAGAGUGCCUGCUUGCAAGGUAGCUGUGAGUGUUACAGGUAAAGGGAAGGCUGCUUUGUUGUUGUUGUUGUCUUCAUUACCCUAAUGACUUUGCUUUGCCUUGAUGAUUUUGAGUCUCUGCUUCUUUGAUGGCAAGGCCCAUGCCCCAUCACCCAGCCUAGGACUGGGACAUCUCAGGGACUUUCUUAUUCUCUUUGGAGGAGCAAAUAAAAUGGGUGAACUAAGAAGUGAGAAGGGAAGGGUGGUUGAUGGGUCAGACCCAUUUGGAGUCAUCACUGUAGGGCUGGGCCUUAUGUUGGGGUAGAGGUUCAAGAGCAAGGAUUGGAGCAGGCAGUGAGCCAGGUGACAGAGCCAAGGUUGGGGUUAGAGGCAUUUUAGGCCUGAAAGAAGCCUUGGGGUUAUCCAGGUCAUCCCUUGGCUCAGCACGUAUUAAGUGCCAGUGGCAAGCCAGGCCAUGAGUCCCUGCUCACCUGGAUUUCAGUUGACAGGGGAAGGCUGGGUACACCUGUAAUCUCUUGUGUGACCCAGCCCUCAAACACACAUGCAUUCUUUUUCACAUGAGGAAACAGCCUUAGAGAGGAACAAGUUGCUGCCGCAAGUCAAAUGCAGAGACAUGGAUAUACAAGGUUCCCCUGGCUAGUGGAGGAGAUAGAGCCACUGGAAGCCAAGAGUUGUAGGGCAGGAACUAGGCGGGGGUUGUGCAGGACCUACCCGGUAGAGGGCCUAGUGGUGCCACGUGGGCCCAGAUCUCAAGUCCUGACCAGCCAGGAGCUGGGCUCUGCCUUGCAGGGGGAACCCAUAGCUCUGGCACGGCAUCAGCUGCCCUCACAACAGCAGUGGACACUUGUAAGCUUUCUUCAUGUGGCUUUUCCGGUAGGGUUACUUAAUGAGGCCCCUGGAGGAGGCAGGAAAGGUGCUGGAUUUCUCCAGCUCCCCUCCAGAAACUCAUUGAGGGAAGCUGGCCCUUGCCACCUCUUUGGUGGCCCCUGGAGGUUGAUUCCUGCCUGGAUCCUGUCCUAUCCAAGAUUGUGUGUGACACUAAAGUGCAGUUCCUCAUCUGUGAAACGGGCACAUUUAUAAUCCCUCCUAUAAUUACAGCAUCUGCGAGAGAAUGAUAAGCCACAGGCCAAGGACUGUGGGUGUUCACUGGUCCUAGUGAUGGCACUUGGAGGGGUCCUAGAGGCCUUCCCGUUCUGACCUCCUUGCUUCCUAGCUGAGUGAGCCAAUGCCCUGGGCUUCAGCCCUUGGGGAGGAAGCCUGCUGCGGUUAAAACCCCUGAUGAUGACUACGCUUCCCUCCAGGCCCUCUGUCUGCUCAGAGCCUCUGCCCGUGGAUGGGGCCAGAGCUGCCUGAGAACUGGACAGACACGCGGGAAACGCUGCUCGAGGGGAUGCUCUUCAGCCUCAAGUACCUGGGCAUGACGCUGGUGGAGCAGCCCAAGGGCGAGGAGCUGUCGGCCGCAGCUGUCAAGAGGAUUGUGGCCACGGCCAAGGCCAGUGGGAAGAAGCUGCAGAAGGUGACUCUCAAGGUGUCGCCGCGGGGGAUUAUCCUGACCGACAGCAUCACCAACCAGCUCAUUGAGAACGUGUCCAUCUACAGGAUCUCCUACUGCACAGCGGACAAGAUGCAUGACAAAGUAUUCGCAUACAUCGCCCAGAGCCAGCACAAUGAGAAUCUCGAGUGCCACGCCUUCCUCUGCACCAAGCGGAAGAUGGCCCAGGCUGUCACCCUCACAGUGGCCCAGGCCUUCAAAGUUGCCUUUGAGUUUUGGCAGGCGUCUAAGGAAGAGAAGGAGAAGAGGGAGAAGGCCGGCCAAGAGGGAGGAGACGUCCUGGGCGGGGGCCGCUGUGACAGCACCCCUUCGCUGAAGAGCCUGGUUGCAACUGGGAACCUGCUGGACUUGGAAGAGACGGCCAAGGCCCCGCUGUCCACGGUCAGCGCUAACACUGCUAACAUGGACGAAGCACCACGGCCUCAAACCUUGAGCAACAGCAGUGUUGUCUGGGAGCUGGAUGACGGCCUGGACGAAGCGUUUUCCAGGCUUGCCCAGUCCCGGACGAACCCUCAGGUCCUGGACACUGGACUGACCGUGCAGGACAUCCACUACGCCCAGUGCCUCUCUCCCACUGACUGGGACAAGCCUGACAGUGGCAGCGCCGAGCAGGAUGACUUCUUCAGCUUCUGAGGACCUGGGGCUGGCAGGACCCGUGAAGGACCAAAGCACCUGGAGGGGGACCCACUCCAAGAUCCCCAGCCAGCCCCCUCAGUCAGCAGUACCGCCGCCUGCAGAGCAAAGCUGCAGUCAGUCAAGCAGGGUUUCCUGCUCUUUCUCUGAGAACUGAAAGAUGCCUUGAAUAUUUAUUUGACUCCUGGUUCAAUUCAGAAGCCAGUUCUGCAUCAGACAGGACUCCUGCAUGGCAGGCGCAGGUGGCAGCCGCUCUCGGCCUUCACUCCGUGCAGCCUCUGCUGUGGGUGUCAGGACGACGGCCAAAGCAUUUCUCGUCCCUUCUCUCCUGAGGACCCACACUUCCCUGGGAUGCUUCUUGCUGAAGAGGUUGAAUUACUCAUCUUUUAGGCACAGGAAGGGACCGUGUCCUCAGACCUGCCUUCCACAGGGGCCCCUGCAGCCUGGGCUUGAGCCCCAGCACCUGGUGCCCCUGGAGAUGAAGGGGCAACCCUGACCAAAGACAGCACGCAGUGGCACUUUAAAGCACACACAGCAGGUGUGGCCCCAGAGGGCUUUCGAUGGUGCUGCCUGGAGCUUUGCAUAUGCCUUUCUUUCUGCCCUUCUUCCCUGAGAAAGGACCCAAAGGCCCUGUGGUACCGGAAGUGCUUGCAACCAGUCUAAAGAACUGUGUGUGACUCCCAGGGUCUGACAGGGACGGUGGGUCUGGUCUGCGUGUGGCUGCCCUCGCCGGACCCCUUCUGCACCCCCCUCACACCAGCUGGCGGUGCCCCCUCUUCUGUCCAUCGCUUGUCUGUGUGGAUGCCUCUGAGUCCACCCCCUGCACUCGCUGGGAUAACGUGUGAACCCUAACACCAAGUUCCUUUGAGACUGUCGCUGCAGGAAAAGGGAGGCCACAGACGUGGGAGGGGUGAAGGCAAGAGUAGAACCCAGACCUGACGCCAAAGCUGCCUUCUCACCCGCACCUCUCACAGCUCACACCUCCCUUUUUUCUAGCUUUGUUGUCCUCCCAGGAACCAAAAAGCCCCAGCUAUUUUCUGACCAAAAUGUGUUUCAUAACAAACCAUCUGGUGCCUUUCCACACAGAACUGGCACGCGCCUCUGCGCCCUGCUAGCUGUCUCGCUGUUGAUUUCCAUGAAAAUGGAAGUGUUUGAAGUCUGCAAUUCUGAGGGCGAAACAAAACCAGACUCCACGCCCAGACUGUUCUUCCCUGCACGCCCACGUCAGGGCAGGUGUGCCCGGCGGUCUGGCCUCAGCACCUCCCUGUCCUCUCCUCCCUCCCCCAUGGCUGCGGCUUCUGGAAACCCAGCAAAACCGCCGACACCUUCUCCAUCCUCAGGUGCCUCCCAGGCCUGGCUGUGCUGGGUAAUCAUUCGAGGAGGUUUCACCAAAAAACACGCUGUUUCUUAAAAUCUACUUUCCCAAGCACUUGAACCAAAACACGUGAGAGAUGAACGCCUGGGUGAGGGGUGGGUUCAUGGGGUCGUCGUCGUCAGAGUGCGGGGAUUGCCCCCUUUCCCACCCUUGCUGCCACCCCAGACCCUCCUCUCCUCCCCUUUUUGUCAUGAGGCAGCAAGGGUGGGCCUGACACAGGCCGUCCGUGGUGCGAGGGCCCAGGAACCUUGAGAAGGGCUGGGCUCUGCUUGUGUGGCUCACACUGACCUUCGUCCUGUCUCUGGCCCAUGCCCAGCGUGCCCCUCGUGUGUGUGUAGGUGAGUCUGUGCUUUACUUUGUGUUACUGUAAAGGACUUUCUAAUGAGAAAAAUAUAAAUAAUAAACAUUCUCUUUUUGAAAAACAGCACCCUUGGAUGGAGAGGCCUGGUGUGGGAGUUGUGUCCAGCAACGCUUGCCCUUUGGCAGCUGGGCGUAGGCCCAGCAGUGGGGGAUAAUGGUGUGUGGUCUCCUGGUUGAAGCCCAAAGGGGCCUCCAUUCAGCCAGCAGGCGGGGGUGUGAUGAGGCUCACUGGGUGGCUACCAGCACUCCAAUGUGUCAGCUCUGAGGCGAGGGGAGAAGGAGGGCCCCACAAGUCUGGGCGGGGUCCCGAGCAGAUCUGCGAACGCUUGUGUGUGUGCGGCAGUGUGUGCCUGAGCAAGCUUGACUUUCUCAGGGAGGGUGUCCAUCACCCCAUCACAUUCUCAGCUGGGUCCACGAUAUUUAUUCAUGUGAUGAACUUUGUGCCAAACACAGUGCAGGCCUGGGGCUCAGCACUGGGGAGCACAGUGCAGGCAUUCAGGGCCUAAGUGCGCUCAGCAGUGGGGGCAGGUGGGAAGUGUGUCUAGUGAGGUGGGCCCAGGGUCUAGCUCCAACUCUCACUUGGGGGCUGUGACACUGGAUCAUCCCUUCUUUCCUUCAGCAUCAGUCUCCCCACCUGGGAAAGGGUCCCACACGCUCUGCGCCGUCCGCCUGCCUGGGUUUCUGAGGCUCAGAGGUGACCGUUACGUUGUUGGUGGCAGGUGGCUCAAAGCAUAUCUCAGAGCCAAAGACAAUUUGACCAAAUACAUCCAAGGAGAUCAAGGUAAAGUUGAUGACGAAGGCUUCGGGAACCUGAGCUGGCGCUGCCAGAGCCACACUAAGCUCUCCAGCUCUCCUGUGACUCCUGUUGAGCCCAGGUGCUCCGGGCUCCGGAAGGAAAGAGUGACCCUUGGCCCCACACAUCUCUGGUGGUGCUGCCUGAGGCCCGUCAAGCUGCAGUGACCACCCCAGAGAGGCUGCUCUCCAGGCUCCCAGGGGACUCCUCAGCCAUUUAUUUCUUUGUCCCUCUCAAACAGUGAUAUUUAAAAUAUCCGGAACCCAGAGGCAGAGCCCUCUGAUGUCAGCCGUGGGGCAGACUUGCUGUGAAUGCUGAGUGAAUCGUAGAUGACUAAGAAAUUCUCUCCUUUCUUCUUCUCCCGUAAUGUGAAAAGACACCCAACAAGUUCAUCUUUCGGUUUAAAUUUGGCCAAUGUCUUUAGUCUCCGGAUGUCUCAAAUUAUGAAUCCUGAGCACCCGCCGUCUGCCCUUUCAUGCAUAACGGAUGAAGCAGGAAAGAACAAAGUCGCCUUUCAGAUUUGAUGUGACCUUGGCUUUGCUGGUACAUGUUAGGGUCUUCUUUUCCAGGAGAAGAUACCAUCCCAAUUAAAUCUCCCCAAGGGCUUUUUGACCAGCCUGGCUAAGAAGUCUGGGCUUGGAGCUCUGCUGCCCUUCCUCCACGUACCGCCCCCCCCAGUUCCCCAUGGGGGAAAACUCAGGGCUAGCCACCCGCGCCUGCUCUUGUGCUGACAGCCCGGCAGUGGGCAGCCACUACGUGGGAGAGGAGCUGGGCCAGCGGGCGUCGCCACAGGCUGU
Talpa occidentalis (Iberian mole) is the source of this 10988-nucleotide messenger RNA. It is a transcript of the gene LDLRAP1, whose product is annotated as low density lipoprotein receptor adaptor protein 1. The record is from RefSeq and is a predicted model, not a curated record. Bases 6812 to 7663 code for a protein of 283 amino acids. The transcript is spliced from 9 exons. Lineage: Eukaryota; Metazoa; Chordata; Mammalia; Eulipotyphla; Talpidae. Gene Ontology annotation, cellular component: early endosome.